Molecule: messenger RNA, 9415 nt
Organism: Musa acuminata AAA Group (dessert banana)
Lineage: Eukaryota; Viridiplantae; Streptophyta; Magnoliopsida; Zingiberales; Musaceae
Product: chorismate synthase 1, chloroplastic-like
Exons: 2
Coding region: 3572-6079 (835 amino acids)
Biological process (GO): DNA integration; aromatic amino acid biosynthetic process; chorismate biosynthetic process
Cellular component (GO): cytosol
Molecular function (GO): RNA-DNA hybrid ribonuclease activity; nucleic acid binding; FMN binding
Source: RefSeq, a predicted model, not a curated record
CUUCGUCUUCCUUGCCUUCUUCGAAACCCUUCCUCGGGGGAUCGAGAACCGACGGCUUGUCCGGCCUCGCCUUCCGGCUGCCGUCCACCGUCGACCAGAUCUCCAUCCGGUGGCGGAUUUCCCCUGCUCCUCGAAGGCUCGACAUGACGUAUACGCCGGAUUUGACAUAACACACCAUGACAUCAGCCACCUAUGGGCGGCACGCUGUCCCAGGGGAUGAGCAUUAACACCCACAUAAUCUGCACCCUCACUCACCGUACCCAGACGAUCUCAUCGUAUGACCUUCCACGACCGGUCAAGACAGGAGAAGGCAUCAACCGAGGAAGCAAGCACUAAUGUUGACUUGAUGUGCGCCAACGUCACCAUCCCUCAGCCAACGAACUUCAGCAUUUGACUCCAUGCGCCCGACCGAGGCAAAGGAGCACGUCGACCGAGGCGUGCCCAUACCCUGCGGUAGCCAGGUUCGCCACGCAACCCCAGUGCCCUGCAAGCGGCCACAUCAGGUAACAUCAAAUUCAUCUACAAAUACCCCAGAGUUCUAGACGAAGGGGGGAACUUCGACUACUCGACUAAAAACCCUCUCCGUCUCACGGACUGGGUCCAAAAAACUCCUCUCCAAGGAACUGACUUGAUCGUCGGAGGGGUCGGGCCGAACCACCGACCCGACCUGUGUGCAGGUACUCGACCGAAGCUGACCCGGCGUCGUGGACCUCUCCAGCCAAAUCCCCCGUAAUCGACCGCCACAAGAUCUCGAGAGGAACUGUGCCUAAUCCCAGCCAUUCGGACCGCUAAACCAGUCGCGUCGACCCCAAGGUCACGACUAAAAAAGUUACUUACCGUAACAGAUUGGCGCUAGAAGGAGGGCCCGUCCGAAUGUCAAGCGAUCAGCGAACCCACCUUGGCGAACCCUCAACCGUCGGGCUCCCCACUCCGCGAGAAUACCCCCCGCAUAAUGAAUCCCGUGACGAACGCCCCGCGACGUCGUCUGAACGUUAUUGGCAGUUAUUCAAUGACCCAGGCUUGUCACCUCCCUACGGCGCACCCGUCGGCCCAUCACCGGUACCGCCCGAGGCCUUCCACGACCUCGCUCAUCAAGUCCGAGCUCUUACGAGCAAGGUGCAGACCAUCAUCCCAAUCGUCUCCCAACGGACCCCCCUGCAGGCGGCCCGUCCUUUGCAGCAACAGGAGACCCCCGUCCGGACUCACGCACCACUUCCCGAGCUCCCCACCUCGCCUCGAAACCCGGUGGCCCGACCCGGAAGCCGAGAGGCAGAAGACACUGUGAGCUGCCCCGAGCCCGAGGCUCCAUCCGCCGACUCGACUAAUGCCUUGCGAGCUCAAUUGUGUCUCGUCAGUCAGCGACUCGACGAAGUACAACAAGAGGUGCGUAAGUCAAAAGGAGAGUUCAGGGCAGGCGGACAGCAAGGAUCCUCGUUCGUCCCCGAGAUCCAAGAUCAAGCGAUCCCGUCGCAUUUCCGCCUUCCCUCGCUAGAUGCGUAUGACGGCGCCGCUGACCCAGCAGACCACGUGGCCGCUUUUCGCGCCCAGAUGGCGCUAUACGGGACUUCUGACGCCUUGAUGUGCAGGGCGUUCCCAACAACGCUGCGAGGGCCAGCCCGCGCGUGGUACAGUGGCCUGAAAGCCGGAACCGUCGCCUCCUUCGACCAACUUGCUCGAGACUUCGAGCUUAACUUCUUGGCCUUUGCUCGGCCAAAGCCGUCUAUGGCGUUGCUCCUAGGACUCAACCAGAGGGAGGACGAGCCCCUCUCCCAUUUUGUGAACCGUUUUACGACCCAGAUUCGGGGACUAUCAGACACUCACCCCUCUCUGUUGAUGCAGGCAUUCAUGACAGGCCUGCGCCCUUCCAGGUUCUUUUGGUCUCUCGUGGAGCGGCCCCUCGCCGCGGUCCCCGAGAUGCUUCAGCGCGCUAGCCAGUUCAUCGCCGCGGAGACAUGGAUGGCUGGGAAGCAAGAGGAGCGCAAAAAGGUCAAGUCGGAGCCGCCCCGAUAGCAGCAACCCGCCGCAUCCCGGCGUAAGCUGGACAAGUCCGACCCAAGGCCUCCCCUCCCCGCCUUGAGUUCGUCCCGAACAGAAAUAUUUCUCCAUGAGAAGGGGAAGGGGUUACUCAAGAAUCCCCACCCGAUGAGGAACCCGCGAUAGCUCGCGGACCGUUCAAAGUAUUGUCGCUUCCAUCAGCAGCAUGGACACGACACUGAACAGUGCCGUGAACUGAAAAGACAAAUUGAGGAGCUCAUUCACAGAGGGCAUCUCGGCCAGUACCUUCGGCCAGACGGACAGCUAUCACCACGCCCGGAAGGCCCCAUCGAGCAUCACAUCGACGUGAUAGCUGGCGGUCCUGCAUCAGGGGGGGUUCCCUGUCAGGCAGGAAGGCGUACGCCCGAGCCGCCUCGGACGAAGCCCCCGGACACAGGCCCGAGCCCGAGAUUACAUUCCCGACCGGAGUAUCCGAGCAACCCGAGCACGACGACGCUCUCGUGAUAUCGGCCAGGAUAGCCAACGCGCAGGUGAGAAGGAUUAUGGUCGACACUGGGAGCUCGGCCGACAUACUUUACUUCGACGCCUUCCAGAAGCUCGGCCUGGCUAGAGAGAAUAUGAAGCUGAUGUGCUCAACGCUCACCGGAUUCACGGGAGACUCAAUAUCACCGCUGGGAGCUAUUACCCUGCCCUUAACCUUAGGGGCCCUGCCAAGGUCGAAGACGGUAAUGACCACGUUUCUGGUGGUCGACCUUCCCACCGCUUACAACACCAUACUCGGCCGGCCAACCCUCAACAAGGUCAGAGCCGUCGUCUCGACCUACUACCAAACCAUCAAGUUCCCAACUCACGCUGGGGUCGGGGAAGUUACGGGAAGCCCCCGAGAGUCCAGACGGUGCUACCUGACCACCGUUUCCUUGCACAAGAGGGCCAGGAUCGAGCCACCACUGGAAGACCCGCGGGAAACAAAAAAACCGACCCCUCACCCCGAGCCAAGGGGAUCCACCAUCGACAUACCACUACAAGAAGCUCGGCCAGACCAGACGGUCAAGGUCGGUUCGGAGCUGCCCGAGCGGGAACGGGAGCAACUCACCGGUCUCCUACGGGAGAACGCCGACAUCUUCGCCUGGUCUCCAUCUGACAUGACGGGUGUCGAUCCAGGGGUCGCACAACACCACCUCAACAUCCCGCCUGACGCUCGCCCGGUGAAGCAAAAGCCCAGGCGGCAGGCCCCUGAACGACAACACGCCAUACGAGAGGAGGUGGGCUGACUUUUAACGGCAGGCUUCAUAGAAGAGGCCAGAUAUCCUUAAUGGCUAUCCAAUGUAGUGCUCGUGAAAAAACAUAAUGGAAGCUGGAGGAUGUGUGUUGAUUACACCAGUCUCAACAAUGCAUGCCCGAAAGACUGCUACCCCCUCCCAAAGAUCGACCAGCUGGUUGACGCAACAGCCGGACACGCACGCCUCUCUUUUAUGGACGCCUAUUCGGGGUACAACCAGAUCAGGAUGGCGCCCGAAGACGGAAAGCAUACGACCUUCCUCACCGAUCAAGGGGUGGGGUGUACUUCUAUAAGGUCAUGCCAUUCGGGCUGAAGAACGUCGGGGCCACAUAUCAUAGAACGGUAAAUAAGAUGUUCGCCCAUCAGAUCGGGAGGAACAUGAAAGUUUACGUGGACGACAUGAUUGUGAAAAGCCAAGAGGCCGGAGCCCACCUUGCCGACCUGACCGAGGCGUUCGCCACACUACGCAAGUUCGAUAUGCGACUUAACCCCACAAAAUGCGCAUUCGGCGUCACCUCCGGGAAAUUCCUCUGGUUCAUCAUACACGAAAGAGGAAUUGACGCCAACCCGGAGAAGGUCCAGGCCAUCGUCGACAUGCAGUCACCCCGGACGAUCAAAGACCUGCAACGACUUAACGGAAGGCUUGUCGCCCUUUCUCGCUUCCUCGCCCGGUUGGGCGAUCGCUGCAUCCCCUUCUUCAGGGCGCUCAAGAACCCGAAAAGCUUCCAAUGGACGACGGAGUGCGAGGAGGCCUUCAAACAAAUAAAGCAACGCCUUGCCAGCCUCCCCCGACUCGCCUCUGUUUCUCCCGGGGAGAAGCUGGGUCUCUACCUGGCGGGUUCCCCACAUGCAGUCAGUUCUGUCCUGAUCAAAGAAAGCUCCGGCGAACAACUUACGAUCUACUACGUCAACCACGUCCUGAACGGACCCGAGGGGCGUUACCCGCCAAUAGAAAAGCUCGCGCUCGCCCUGGUGCUGUCAGCUCGGAAGUUGCGCCCCUACUUCCAGGCCCACCCCGUGGAGGUCAUCACCGACCAGCCUCUUCGACAGGUCUUAUCUAAAUUUGAUGUUGCAAGGCGGCUCCUCAAAUGGGCGGUAGAGCUCGGCGAACACGAUAUAAGAUACGUACCUAGGACCGCCAUCAAGGCCCAGGCGGUAGCCGUCUUCAUCGCAGAGUUAACCCAGAUGGAAGACAGGGAUCUCGAGCAACCUCCCGAAGCCUGGCUCCUACACGUGGAUGGCUCGGCCAGCCCAAAGGGUGCCGGCGCAGGACUAAUGCUGCUCGCCCCCGACGGACGCUCGUUCGAGCGCUCCCUCCGCUUCGGGUUUAAAGCCACUAACAAUGAAGCGGAGUACGAGGCACUCUUAGCAGGGCUCAGGUUGGCCCUCGAGAUGCAGGUGGCCGCGAUACACGUCCUCACCGACUCGCAGCUUGUGGCCGAGCAGCUCAGCGGUGGAUACGAGGCUCGGGAUCCGACCAUGGCGAAAUACCUGGCGCGGGUAAGGGACUUGACUGCCAAGUUUCCGUAUUUCAAGCUAUCUAAUGUCCCGAGGGAGGAGAACGAGCGAGCCGACGCGCUAGCUAAGUUGGCGUCAAAGCCGACCCCCGAAGCAUGGCCGGAGGUCGAGGAGCUUCCUGCCCGCGCCAUCGAAGUAGCGGUUACGGCCCCUAGCAGCACGCCGAUCACAUGGGUACAAGAGCUGCUAUGCUUCAAGCGAGAUGGGACCCUUCCCCACGACGAAGUUGCGGCCCGACGCAUGCGUCGUACACACGCAUGGUACACCGAGGAGAGUGGGCGGCUUUAUAGGCGGUCCUUCACCCACCCCCUCCUACGAUGCUUGGAGCCCGACGAAGCCCGGACGGUCUUGGCCGAGAUCCACGAGGGGGUCUGCGGAGAACACAUCGGCAGGCGAACCCUAACACACAAAAUACUCCGCCAAGGUUACUACUGGCCGACUAUGUGCCGGGACGCAAAGGCUUACGCACAGCGGUGUGGUUCGUGCCAAGAACACGCCCGCACACCUCGACAGCCUGCGGUCCUGCUCAGCCCCAUCGAUGGUGCGUGGCCCUUCGCGCAGUGGGGUUUGGACCUGCUCGGACCUUUCCCACCGGCUUCGGGGCAGCGGAAGUACAUCAUCGUGGGAGUGGAUUAUUUCACAAAGUGGGUCGAGGCCGAGCCGUUGGCGACGAUCACAGAACAUCAAAUGGAGAAGUUCGUGUGGAAAAACCUAAUAACUCGGUUCGGGUUGCCCAAAGCCAUCAUUACGGAUAUCGAACCUCAGUUCACCGGUAGAAGGUUCCGGGAGUUCUGUGCCAGCCAUGGCAUCCAGCUGAGGUUCGGCGCGGUGGCCCACCCUCAGACGAACGAGCUGGCGGAGGUCACCAAUCGGUCCAUCUUGGACAGACUUAAAAGAAGAGUGUCCGCAGCCCGAUCGGCCUGGACGAACGAACUCCCUAGCGUCCUAUGGUCACUACGCACCACUCCCAAGACCGCGACGGGAGAGUCCCCGUACAGCCUGACGUUCGGAACCGAAGCUGUCUUGCCGCCCGAGGUGGCAAUUGCCACCCUUCGGACAAGGAGCUAUGACGAGGAAGUCUCGAACGAGGGACUUCGUGUCAGCCUCAAUGUACUCGAGGAGCGACGCGCCGACGCACACCUGAAGGCCCUCUCUUACCAGAGAGCCGUCGCAAGGGUCUACAAUAGAAAGGUACGACCCCGACCGAUUAAGUUGGGCGACCUGGUCCUGCGAAGGGUCGAGGUCAGCGACCCGACUAGGGCAAGGGGGAAGCUGGCCCCCAAAUGAGAGGGGCCUUAUCGGGUUGUCGUGGUAGUCCGACCGGGUACGUACCGGCUCACGACAAUAAACGGUUCUCCUUUGCCGAGAACAUGGAACGUACAGAACCUUAAGAAAAUUUUCGUUUGAACGAGGAAUUUCUUCGUCUAGGGGGAGAGGUUCCCUAAGAGCUUGGAGGAAGAAGUCGGGCAGGAAACGUUCUCCCUUGUUUUUCGUCGAAAUGGAACGACCAGAGCCUUAGAGAAGGAAGAAACUUUUCGCCUAGGGAAAGAAAACGAUAAGCAAAUACACUAGAGAAGUAACAGUUCUCUUUUAUUCAAGGCAAAAACAGACUUACAGGACUCGGCUCCGACUUACAAAAAAUUACUAACACCCUAGAAAACAGAAAAUACAGGACCCGUCCUUAUUACAAUGAGGCGUCCAAGCGGUCGUCAAAAGGGACGUCCUCGGGCAUGUCGACUUCCAGGUCCUCUGGGUAGGAAGUAAAAGGAUUCUCUUCCACCUCGAGACCAGGGUGCCGAACACGGAAGCGGGACGUAGCGAUCUGGUAUCCAUAUUCAAAGGACACCCGCCCCGUCCGCGUGAGGCCGAGUUCGAACCCCUCAGAUUUUUUAUACGCCUCGAGGAGCUCCUUCUCCUUGUCAGGUCGGAGACGGACCUCCUCUGCCAGCGCUUCCGAGGCCGCUCUCGCCUCGGCCUUAGCUUCCUCCAGCUUCUUGCUGAGGGUACCCGCCUCCGUCCUCAGCAGACGGAGCUCAGUCUGCUCCACCCUUAUUGUCUUCUGGAGCUCCUCGUUCGACUUCUGGGAAGCCUCAAGUUCCGACCUCAGGCGGGCGGCCUCCGCCUCAGACCCUGCUGCACGCUUCUCGGCAGCCGCCACAGCCUCUGGACCGGCCCCGGCUCGGACCUCCUCGACUUGGCGACGGAGCUCGGCGUUACGACUGAUGAGCUCCCCGAUGACUCGGCCAACGUCGCGCACCCUGUCCAUCAGAGCCGUCGCAUAGUGAAGGCCCUGUAGAAGGAAAGACAAAUCAGCAUAAGACAAACAGCCCCGAACAAAAGAGAAGAAGAGUACUUACCCAGGUCAAGGAUUUGGCCGACCUGCUGAGCAAAGCCUCCGAGGGCAAAGUAUACAAAUCCCGAGCCAUGUCGGGAUGCAGUGCGCCUCGAAGGAAUGCCGCGGAGACAUCCCCUCCGGACCAUACCUUGUCACCCCGGGAUAGGCCCCCCCAACGGGCUACCAAGGGGUCACUGGGCUCCCCAAGUGAGAUCUCGCCCACCAGCCGCGUCAGGAAUGGCUCCUCGUCCCCGAUCGGCAGGCGACACAGGUCAUGAACGGAGGGAGGGCGCGGAACUUUCCCAGCCGCCCGCCGACUAGGCCCAGCGUCGCCCCGAUGAGGGCCCACCUCAGCCCCCUUCGGAGGUCCCCGCUUUGCUUUCUUCCGAGGGCGCCCGGCCUCGGUCUCUAGUGGGGCGUCCUUCGUACCCGGCCGUGAGUCGGCUGGCGACGCAGGAAGGGGAGCUUGCGACGCGUCCCCUCCAAGGAGUGACCUGAGCUUCACCAUUUCUACGAAAGAUAAGAAAACCGUUAGUACUAAGGGUAAACCGCGCGGACACCCGAGCCAAGCGUUACUAACGUACCCAGUGGCAGCGGGCUGAGACCCGCUUCUACCAACCACUGCUCGGUCAUACUCCGAAGAGCCUGGGAGCCGGGAAGAAUCUCCCGCGGCCUCCCCAGGUCGUGGCGCUCUGACUCGCUCAAACUAGGGACAGUAUUGUCGACCACCCUCGCGGACCACCGGACCCCAAAACCCCAGUCCUUCGCGCAACUAAUGUAGAAGAACCGCCCCUUCCACCCUUUAUUACUGGAAGGAGCCCCCCCGACUCAAAACCCCGUCCGGGCAGAUAGAAAGUAGCCCCCCGAACCUUUAGAAAGGCGAUAGCAAGAGAGGAAUAGGUUUAGGGUAGGAGCGAUGUUGGCCCGGUAGCAUUCUCCCAAGAAUACCACUAGGUAACGCCAGGAAUUCGGCGCCACCUGGGACGGCGAAAUUCGCCAGAAAGAGAUACAGUAUACGAUAAGGGGGUGAAGGGGAAAGCGCAGACCCGCCUAUAGGGCAUCUAGGGUCAAUGCGAAACCCUUCGGGAUCGGGUCGUAGGCUCGUUGUCCCGGUUCAGGGGCACUCAGGACAUAGUCCUUCGGGAUGCUGUAACACUCCCGGAGACCCCCCAACAAUGACCCACUCACGGUGGAGUCAUUGUCGUGCGGCCACAUCUGGGCCUCCAAGGCCCGCGCCGCUUCCCCGUCGGAGGAUUCCACGGGGGACGACGAAGGGCAUUCCCCUCCAGCUACGCCAAAAGGGGGAGAAGAGGAAGAAGAAGGGGACGACAUCUUGACUGACCUUGACGGGAAGACGCUACGGGGAGGAAGAAGACGACGCGAGAGGCGAAGGAGAGGACUGGGGAGGAGAUGGCAAGACUCGGAAAAGGAAACUCAGCGGCGAAAGAUAGAAGUGAAGCGGGACGUUCGCUAUUUAAAGAAGAUAUCCCGCCUGAACCAGCACCUCUUCACCUCCCGUGGGUGGGCGCCAGCCCACCCGCACACGUGCGUAACCAUCACGCUGCAUCGGAAAUGACAAAAGGCGCCCCGCCUUCAUAAAAACCUGACGUAGGAAUCCUCCUGAAGCGGCAGCGGACUGACGCCUCGACUUUGACGCCCGGAAACGUGCGGCGAAAGCAACCGACUCCAUCUCAGAAAGGAAGCUUCCAGUCCCCACGACCGUUGAACGGACAAGGGGGGGAAAAUAGCGCGAGCAGCCCCCCAAGCUUUACGCCACCUGAGACCACACCUGCGCGGCCAGCCCGCCUGCGUUGUGCUCCUCGGCCCUCGGCUUUACGCCACCCGAGACCACACCUGUGCGGCCAGCCCGCCUGCGUUGUGCUCCUCGGCCCCCGACUUUACGCCACCCGAGACCACACCUGCGUGGCCAGCCCGCCUGCAUUGUGCUCCUCGGCCCUCGGCUUUACGCCACCCGAGAGACCACACCUGCGCGGCCAGCCCGCCUGCGUUGUGCUUCUCGGCCCCCGGCUUUACGCUCCUCAGCCCCAGGCUUUACGCCACCCGAGACCACACCUGCGCGGCCAGCCCGCCUGCGUUGCGCUCCUCGGCCCUCGGCUUUACGCCACCCGAGACCACACCUGCGCGGCCAUCCCGCCUGCGUUGUGCUCCUCGGCCCUCAUCGGCUCCAUAACCCCCGAAUCCAACUCUGCUCGGCUGGCCCGCCUGCGUCGCAUCCCUCGGAUCUGCGUGGCUAGCCCACCGGAAGUCAGAAGCCAUGCAUCGGACCC